ACGAAAGUCAAAAACUAAGAAGCGAUCAAAGUUGGAGUUAUUUUAGAAUCGCAGGUACUCAUGAUCGUUAAGCUACUUAUCUUUCGAUCGACAGGAAUAAAGAGGCUAACAGCAAUUCAAACGUUCUUCCUCGUCAGCUGAUACAAGUUCAAGGGUCAAUGUACCAGAAAUGCGGCAGUCACACGGACGUUAAGCUCGCUAUAAUAUAAGUAACCUUGCCGUCAUAGUAAUUUCAAACCCACCUGAGUUUUAGGGUCGCAACGUAGUAAUCGAAGCUUGAAAAUGUCACGGUUUGGUGCAUCUCCUACAACCGUUAUUUGCCUCUUUGUUAUCCUAACUGGACAAAGCUCAGCGCUACUAACAUUUUAUCAGCCGUAUCCGUGGCAACACAUCUUGUAUCCUAAUUUUCAAGUUAAUGAUCGAAUCAUAGCCCGUUGGACGAAUAAUCUUUAUUACGCUGGCAGAGUGUCAUCAAUUGGAAAUGGGUUGAUACGCAUUUUGUUUGACGACGGUAACACGAUCACCCACAGAGACACCGAUAUUUCAGCUGUAAUUGCUGAUACAGUGCCCCAUCAAGUGGACAUCGGUGACCACGUCGUGACGACUUGGAAAGGAGGCCACAUAUACUACAUUGGUUAUGUAUCUGACAAGGAUUCUAACAACCGCUUCAAGGUUACCUUUGAUGACAACAACGAGGAUUUUUACACCACCAGCCAGUUAAGAAUAGUCCUGGAUCAUUUCUCUGCUCAUGAAGUGGGCGCCAGAGUGUUUGCACGCUGGACAAAUGGUCUUUAUUAUCGGGGAUUUGUCACAAGGGCCUCUUCGACAGCUGUGUUCAUCAACUAUGACGAUGGCAAAACCAUCACUCUACAGAAGAAGGACGCAGCGGCGGUAAUACUCGACAAACUUCCCUGCUACAAAGACGUCCAGGCUGGUCAGCGUGUAAUUGGUUUCUUGCCAGGAAAAACCAGAUUCUACCCAGGUGAUGUAGUGUACAAAAGGAAUUUCUGCAGCUCUAGCUGUUACCAGAAAGCUGUAUACCGUGUGUUGUUUGAUGACCAUGAUGAGGAUACGGACGAGCGAGUGCAAGAUUUCCACCAGAUUCGUCUAAUCCCAUGUUCAUCAAGCUUCCUGGGAUACUUUGUUAGGAAUGAAGAAGAUAGCAGCAAGUCCAACGAACCUUGUAACAAAGCGCUUCCCUCUGGGCUGAUACGAGGUCAAGGUUGCAAACAAAUUGUCAAGCCUUACGGUGGAAAUAGAACAGCCAUACCACCUAAGUAUUACGAUCAGAAUGAAGACAGGUCGCAACGUAGUAAUCGAAGCUUGAAAAUGUCACGGUUUGGUGCAUCUCCUACAACCGUUAUUUGCCUCUUUGUUAUCCUAACUGGACAAAGCUCAGCGCUACUAACAUUUUAUCAGCCGUAUCCGUGGCAACACAUCUUGUAUCCUAAUUUUCAAGUUAAUGAUCGAAUCAUAGCCCGUUGGACGAAUAAUCUUUAUUACGCUGGCAGAGUGUCAUCAAUUGGAAAUGGGUUGAUACGCAUUUUGUUUGACGACGGUAACACGAUCACCCACAGAGACACCGAUAUUUCAGCUGUAAUUGCUGAUACAGUGCCCCAUCAAGUGGACAUCGGUGACCACGUCGUGACGACUUGGAAAGGAGGCCACAUAUACUACAUUGGUUAUGUAUCUGACAAGGAUUCUAACAACCGCUUCAAGGUUACCUUUGAUGACAACAACGAGGAUUUUUACACCACCAGCCAGUUAAGAAUAGUCCUGGAUCAUUUCUCUGCUCAUGAAGUGGGCGCCAGAGUGUUUGCACGCUGGACAAAUGGUCUUUAUUAUCGGGGAUUUGUCACAAGGGCCUCUUCGACAGCUGUGUUCAUCAACUAUGACGAUGGCAAAACCAUCACUCUACAGAAGAAGGACGCAGCGGCGGUAAUACUCGACAAACUUCCCUGCUACAAAGACGUCCAGGCUGGUCAGCGUGUAAUUGGUUUCUUGCCAGGAAAAACCAGAUUCUACCCAGGUGAUGUAGUGUACAAAAGGAAUUUCUGCAGCUCUAGCUGUUACCAGAAAGCUGUAUACCGUGUGUUGUUUGAUGACCAUGAUGAGGAUACGGACGAGCGAGUGCAAGAUUUCCACCAGAUUCGUCUAAUCCCAUGUUCAUCAAGCUUCCUGGGAUAGCCACGUGCAGUCAACAGUCAACAUAUCAGUAGAGAUAGUUUGAAUCCUAUAUGCUUGUCAGUGAAAAAGAACAGUCGAUAUAUUGUAGCUAAGCUUUUCACAGAUGGAACCAAUAGAAGUAUGUCUUAAAUUGUUGCUUUAGCAAGAUGAACCGUUGCUUAAGUCAUUCCCAUAAUUUGGUCAAAAUUUGAAUUUAUAUGGAGCAUGGCUGAUGACCUGCUACUUUUAAUAAAUACUCAGAUACGAAUAUUGUAUAACGUUUAUAGCUUUGGAUGAGCGAGCAGAAGAGGACUGAUAAAAUUUUGCACUUGCUUCGAAUUGAAGCAGACCGAUAACGAAAUAGGCCCGCCUUGUAGCUUGAAUCAUGAAGUCGUGAAAACAAAGUGAAAUUCCUGUAUUUCAGACAUUUCAGGACCGUAUUUCGUUGAGCGGGAUGUAACCUUCAAUUUCCUCAUAUUCAGUUUAUUUAAAAUCAGAUGUGGUGACCUUCUGGCACAUGCCCCAUUUCCAAGCAAUGACGUCAUAAUUUACACGCCAUGAUUAUUUACAUAAGCGUUUCUGAAUAGGAAAUAAGGGGGUUAGAGGCUUAAUUCGCUUCUCCAAACCUCUCCACCAUUCUCGAAAAUUCCCCCCUCUAUCCUACCUCCCGUCCAAAGAAAAAAAAAAAAAAACUGAGCAAGUUAAACAUCAACAUCACAAUCACAUCAACUCAUUUCAUUCUUUUGUCUUAUGAAACAAUCGAAAGCGAACCGAUGACUCUUCGGAGAAAUUUAAAUUUAUCGGUUAGUCGUGAAAACGUAGCGAUGGAGGUGAUAUUUCCCAUCAGAAUCACUUUUGCAUGUUCUGAUUCCCAUGCUUUACUAUACCCUCUUUCAUUGUUUGUGAGCUAGCUGGAUCGCGUUAGACAACUCGUGGGGGUACCAAGAAUACCCUAUCCUUCAGCCCGAAUAAUAAAUUCGAUGGUUAAUAGUAAAUUCGACAUUUUCUGUGUGAAUCAGCUUCCAUGAAAUGUGGGCAUCAGUCAUUGUGUUUGGGCAAAAUGUAGUCCUUUCUUGAAUGAACUACAUUAGCUCUACUACAAAGCUAAAGAGGUACUUCAUGCAUGCUCACUACCGUUUGCACAUACAUAUCCGCUAAACCUUGAAACUCCCUUAACCAGAGUUUCCUUCUCCAAUAACUAACCGGAAUAACUGUCAAUUGGUUUCCUUCGUAAUUAAUUGCAAAUCAGUGUUCACAACAUUCAAAAGAAGAGAGCCCCCACGCUAAUUCAGCACAACAAAAGAAAAGAACACCACGCUUAUUAUUGACAGACAAACUGAAACAAAGAUAACGCACGCCAACAACAGAAUUAUUUAAUCAGUCAAAUAGAUAUAAAAUAUCUUUGUUCCUACAAAAAAAGUGUCACCUCACCAGAACAGAAAUAUAAGAAAUUGAUUGUAAUAAUGUGUUGAGACUCGAAAUUAUCUUAGACACAAAUACACUGUAGUAACUGAGACAAAACUUAUGUAUGUCUUUAAUUUCUUCAUAAAUGUCUCAGACCCUCAGUUUAUUUUAGAUGGAAAGUUAUUUUGUUCCAAUAAUAGGUAGCGAGAGCAAGCAGCAAAAUAAUUUUGAUAAAUUAAAAAAGAGUAGUAAAAUAGUGUAUGUUUUUGCAUAGAUCAGGACAGGAAACUAAACAAAACCGAUUGUCACUGGGUAACACAGUUUCGAGUAUUCUUAAAUUUCAAUUUGCCAUUAAAGAAAUCCUAUUCUUCUUUACACCCUCUAGGUCUUUGACAAUAACGUAUCUUAAAGCUUUGUUUCCCUGUCAUAAACAUUCAGGUCUGUACUACCAGCCAUCCGUCGUUAAUUACUGAAACAGGAAAAAUUACUAACACGAUCAUGAAAUAAUUAACAUCUAGGAAGAAAACCUGUCAGUAUGUUUAACAUUUAUUUCGUGAAUUUUUCUGUAAUUAAUAAUCGUUCAUCUUGAUCAUCAUUAAUCGAGGCAAUUAAAAGAAACUGAAAUUUAUUUCCUCGCAGUAUCGCGUACAUUUAUAUGGCCUUCCGUACGUUCAGCACCUGAGUGAACUUCAUCAUGGUCUCUAAGUAUAAGCAGCUUAUAAUUGUUUU
This is a messenger RNA of Orbicella faveolata, 4299 nucleotides long. RefSeq lists its product as uncharacterized. NCBI's taxonomy places the organism in Eukaryota, Metazoa, Cnidaria, Anthozoa, Scleractinia, Merulinidae. The record is from RefSeq and is a predicted model, not a curated record.